Molecule: messenger RNA, 546 nt
Organism: Phanerochaete carnosa HHB-10118-sp
Lineage: Eukaryota; Fungi; Basidiomycota; Agaricomycetes; Polyporales; Phanerochaetaceae
Exons: 2
Source: RefSeq, a predicted model, not a curated record
UUCUCCGACGUUGGCUGCGGUGUUGGCCAUGACACUAGGAAGGUUGUCUUGGACGGAUUCCCAGCCAAUCAAAUCAUCGCCUCGGACCUCCAUCCUGAGUUCUGGGGCAUAGGCCACAAAGUGUUCAAAUCCACGCCCGAGUCAUUCCCGGUCAAGUUCAUUGCAAGUGAUGCCUUCGACGACACCUUCCUCACAUACAGUGGCAUCAUUGCGACCUUGAAGUCUUUGGAUACCCCGGCAGCGGGUAGUGAGCAACCAGUGGACCUGUCUGCCCUGACCUCGCUCACACCGCUCCGCGGGAGAGUUUCGGUGAUUUAUGCCUCUUCGUUCUUCCACCUCUUCGACGGGGAGCGCCAGAGCGAGCUCGCAAGCCGCCUUGCGUCGCUACUCGUACCCGCGCCGGGCUCGUUCAUCUUCGGGUCACAUAUCGGGAGGCCCGAGAAGGGCCUGCGUGUCAUGAAUAUUACACAAUCCGGAUGGUUCUCCCGGAUUCCAUGGUAUUCUUUCACUUUCUAUACACCUCCGUAUAUUCGUAGGAUAUUCUAG